AUGGUGGACAUGACUGGAUCCAACAAGUGGAUAGCAAAGAUGGAGCCAGGUGCUCACAUCACCGUUGUGUCUCUUCCUACUGGGGGCAAUGAUCUCAAAAGGAUUCGCUUCUGCCGAGACAUGUUUGAUAAGCCGCGAGCCCAGAGGUUGUGGGCUGAGAAUUACGACAGGAUCAGGGAGCUUCAUAAUAUCCAGAAUUUAAAUCAACAUGUUUUCAACACUCCUGCAAGGUCUGAUGAUGAUGAGAUUAAGGAUCUGGCGCUGAAGCUUUCAGGGAAGAAAAUCAAAGGUGGCACCUCCGAGAGCAUCAACGCAAGUUCAACCCCUGCUUUGGACUACACAAACCCCAAUCAAUCCCCAAUUGGUAACACCACCCCUGGACGGCGUCAACCUCAACCACCAGCUGGUAGUGUAGCGUUGGUGGACAUGACUGGAUCCAACGAGUGGAUAGCACAGAUGGAGCCAGGUGUUCACAUCACCGUUGUGUCUCUUCCUACUGGGGGCAAUGAUUUCAAAAGGAUGUAG
Gastrolobium bilobum is the source of this 525-nucleotide messenger RNA. Its product is annotated as protein Brevis radix-like 1. Bases 1 to 525 code for a protein of 174 amino acids. The record is from RefSeq and is a predicted model, not a curated record. The transcript has 4 exons. Lineage: Eukaryota; Viridiplantae; Streptophyta; Magnoliopsida; Fabales; Fabaceae.